GAAUGAGAUUUGAACCGGAAGCCCCAAAUCAAAUCCAGCCCUAAUUUUGUAUUUGACUCCGACAUCCUCGCUCUAGAGCCGAGACACCCUUUGUUGAGAAGGUUUCCUAGAGAGAGAGAGAGAGAUAGAGCUACGGAGAGAUAGCCAUGGAUGCUUUUAGAAAGCAACUGGACCAGCUAAUGGGGGCGAAUCGAAAUGGCGACGUGCAGGAAGUUAGCCGCAAGUACUACGACCGCGAUGUGUGCCGCAUGUUCUUAGUUGGCCUUUGUCCCCAUGAGCUCUUCCAACUCACGAAAAUGGAUAUGGGUCCAUGUCCGAAAAUCCACUCCUUGCAGCUUAGGAAAGAAUACGAAGAAGCAAAGACUAAAGGAGUUCAUAGCUAUGACCGAGACUUGGAAGAUGUUAUAGAUCGUCUCAUUAUUGAGUGUGAUAGGAAAAUUGCUAGAGCCUUGAAGCGACUUGAGGAAGAAGAUGCAAAGGCUGCUAUUGCAAUUUCUGUCACUGAAGUCACCCAGAUACCUGAGGUACUUGAGUUAUCAAAGCAAAUUAAAGAGAAGUUGAAAGAAGCCGACCAAUAUGAUCUUGAGGGCAAAACAGAUCUUAAAAUUCGAGUUUUGGAGGUUAUAGAUGAAUUGAGGACUAAAAGAGCUGACAAACAGUCCAUGCUUCUUUUAGACGCUUUCAACAAAGAUAGGGCGUCUUUACCUCAACCUCUGCCAAACCCACCACCUAUGGCUCCUCUACCUGUUGUAGCUCCUGAUCCUCAUACACAGGAGAUGAUAAAUGAGAAGUUGAAAAAGGCUGAGGAACUUGGUGAGCAAGGAAUGAUUGACGAGGCUCAAAAAGCACUAGAGGAAGCUGAAGCACUUAAGAAGUUGCCUGCUAGGCAGGAGCCAGUAGUGGAUUCAUCCAAAUAUACAGCUGCUGAUGUGCGAAUUACGGAUCAAAAGCUGCGUGUGUGUGACAUCUGCGGGGCUUUUCUAAGUGUUUAUGACAGUGAUCGUCGUUUAGCAGAUCAUUUUGGAGGAAAACUUCAUCUCGGCUACAUACAAAUACGUGAAAAGUUAGCAGAGCUUCAGGAAGAAAGAAACAAAAGCCACAAGGUUGAUCGACAUGAUGAUCAGCGAUCAAAGGAGUGUAGUAGAGAACCUAGUAGAGACCAUGACCGUGGUGAUAGUCGUGACCGUGGAAGGUAUAAUAACCGUAGGAGCAGGGAUCGUGAUAGGCAUAAUGAUCGGGAUCGUUAUGACCGGGAACGCAUUAGAGACUCAGAUUGCUCUUAUGAUUCUAGAAAUCGUCACCGUUCACGCUCACGGUCAACAGACCAUGAACGUUCAAGGGACUAUGAUCGUCACAAGCGCCGUGACCGGUACUAAACAGUUUUUACUGUGGAUCCAUAUGGAAGUGAAAGUACAGGUUCAUGUUCUGUGUUUCUUCCUCUAUUUUGAUUGCAGUUGGCUGUAUCUUCUCUACUGAUUUUAUAUUUACCGCCAGGAGCUUAUUUUGACAAUAGAUUUGAGAGGGGUAUGGUUGUGCUGAUUACUGGAAUUUUAUAUGUAGCUGUUAGUGGGGAGUAGUUUCCUUGAGGUCUUCUUUUAACACAUGGGCUUAAAUUAUGGGAUACAUCAAUUCUUCAUAUGCUCAUUGGGGAGACUUCAUCACUGUAUGUAAGUUGGCAACAUUUGACCUAUAACUAUUGACGGACCACCGUUUCAUGUAUUUAGAACCAAAAUUCAUAUGCACAGGCCUGAUGAAUGAUUUGUUUCUUUUAA
Molecule: messenger RNA, 1772 nt
Organism: Cucurbita maxima (winter squash)
Lineage: Eukaryota; Viridiplantae; Streptophyta; Magnoliopsida; Cucurbitales; Cucurbitaceae
Product: luc7-like protein
Exons: 13
Coding region: 147-1376 (409 amino acids)
Biological process (GO): mRNA splice site recognition
Cellular component (GO): U2-type prespliceosome; U1 snRNP
Molecular function (GO): mRNA binding
Source: RefSeq, a predicted model, not a curated record